Molecule: messenger RNA, 4340 nt
Organism: Lingula anatina
Lineage: Eukaryota; Metazoa; Brachiopoda; Lingulata; Lingulida; Lingulidae
Product: solute carrier family 28 member 3
Biological process (GO): nucleoside transmembrane transport
Cellular component (GO): plasma membrane
Molecular function (GO): nucleoside:sodium symporter activity
Source: RefSeq, a predicted model, not a curated record
GCGAUGCAGUCAGGUGCUUCGAUGACGUCAACCGCGCGAAAAUAUCAAGCUCCCGCCAGUCCAAAACCGAAAGAGAGCAGAAAAUUUACUCACGUUCUCCUAAACUAGUAUCCCCAUUGCAGUAAGUAACUAACUACAACAACACCAGUCCAUCAUGCCCUCCGAGUCACCAAACAGCAAGAAGCCACUAGUCGAUGUGCCAUCCCAGGCCAGUAUGCAGCCUUUGAUGAAGUCUGACGUCAGCGUCAAUAUACCUGAGGGCUACGCGAGUGAGGGCUACCUGGGCUCGAAAGCCACAGUGGUGUCCUCUCUGGACGGCUCAAACGAUGAGCUCAAGGUGGUCAUAGACAAUGGUCCAGUGAAAGGUGGCUUUGACAGUGACGACAGUGGCUCUGCAGAAUCUGAUGAUGUCAUCAGUAAUUGUGCUCGUCUGGAGGCCGUACAGGGGGCGGUAGAUACUUUCUUGGAAGAGCACAAGAGAACAUUGGAAAUAAUUGCCCUAGUACUCCUCUUGAUUGGAUACGCCAUCUAUUUUGUCUGGGCCUUGGUCCUAGACUUUGAACGGGCAACAGCAUUAUUCGUAAUCACAUUACUGGUGGUGAUCAGUGUAGCUUAUGCACUGAUAAAGAAACAGAUUGGUGGAUGGAUGAAUACACGUAUUUUUAAGCCAGUGCAGAAGUUUGGCAAUUCAAACAGGAGAGUUUUAAAAUGGGUUUCAGCUGCUGUCUUGUUGGCAUGUUUCAUUACAUUUGUCAUAGUAGACAUUAAACCUGCUCCAAAACAGUUCAUAUCACUGGGAGGUUUGGCUCUGUUUGUGCUCCUGAUGUUUGUAUUUUCAAAACAUCCAUCAAAGGUUGACCUGCGUCCAGUGGUGUGGGGAUUUGCCCUCCAGUUCCUGUUUGGUAUUCUCAUCCUGCGGACCACGUGGGGUUAUGAUGCCUUCAGAUUCCUCGGGAAAGAAAUCAACCAGUUUCUGAAAUACACAGAUUACGGCUCAGAGUUUGUCUUUGGAAAACUUUACGAGAAUCACUUCUUCGCUUUCAAGGUCCUUCCAGUGAUUGUGUUCUUUAGUUGUGCCAUAUCAGCACUGUACCAUGUGGGUGCCAUGCAGUUUAUCAUUGGGAAGAUCGCCUGGGUGAUGCAGGUUACCAUGGCAACUGCUGCCACGGAGUCGCUAAGUUGUGCUGGGAAUAUAUUUGUUGGGCAGACUGAGGCCCCUAUUCUAAUCCGUCCCUUCCUGGAGUCCAUGACUAAGUCUGAGCUGCAUGCUGUCAUGACAGGAGGAUUUGCCACCAUUGCUGGGGGAGUGCUAGCUGCUUAUAUACUGUUUGGGGUCCCAGCUGAACACCUGCUGUGUGCCUCUGUAAUGAAUGCCCCAGUGGCGCUUGCCGUCUCCAAACUCUUCUAUCCAGAGACUGAGGAGUCCAAAACCAAGAAAUUUGAUCAGAUAGUAAUGGAGAAAGGAACUGAGAGAAACCUAAUAGAAGCAGCAGCAGCAGGGGCAUCUCAGUCUAUCAUGCUGGUGGCCAACAUUGCAGCCAAUCUCAUCGCUUUCCUCGCCAUGUUGGCCUUCAUCAAUGCCACAUUGUCAUGGUUUGGAGGCAUGGUGGGAUAUCCGGAGUUCAGCUUCCAGAUGAUCUGUUCCUACCUGUUCAUGCCUGUGGCAUUCAUGAUGGGAGUGGACUGGGAAGAUUGCUCCUUUGUUGCUGAACUUCUGGGCAUUAAGAUCUUCCUUAAUGAGUUUGUUGCCUAUGAAGAACUCAGCAAGUACAUCCACAACAGAGAGAACUGUACAUUCCCUCAAAUUUCUGUACGUUCAGAAGUCAUUGCCACAUAUGCUCUCUGUGGGUUUGCUAACCUCAGCUCCAUUGGUAUACAGCUGGGCGGGAUAGGCCCCAUGGCGCCCUCUAGGAAAGGGGACCUGGCCAAGAUAGCUGUGAGAGCGCUGAUUGCUGGAACAGUGGCCACUCUGAUGACUGCUUGUAUAGCUGGCUUUCUGACUCCAGUGGAUGUCAGUAACGUGUGUCUCAAUGGCACCCUGGCUGCAAACUUCAGCAGUAUAGCUAACAGCACCGUCAACGUUACAAUUGUGACUUUAUAGUGUGGAAACUAGGACACUUUAUCAGCAACAACACUGUCAUUGUGCAGCAGUAGCAUUACCAGACAGUGGAACACAGUGACAGUAAUGGUACUGUUAUUGUGUAGUGGUUUCAUUAUGGAAUAAUGGAACAUUAGUAGUGAAAGUGCAGCCAGUAGUUACCAUGGUAGCAGAAAAAGAAACAAAGCCCAGUGAGACAUUUUUGACAGUACUGUCAGUGUCCAAUAGUGACAGUACUAUGACAUGACAGUGGCACAUUUUUGAAGGGACUUCACUGUCAGUGACUUUUAGAACAGUGGGAAGCAUUGACAAAAGGGGCCAUUGUGGACAGUACCCUUCAUCAGUUUAUGACAUGUUUAGAGUUUGCUGCUCAUAUUCAGAGACCUUUCCACUGUAUAAAAUAUGUACUGCACAUAUAGACCUCCUCAGGCUAGCAUGGACUUUGUUAUCAGUGACUCAUAAGAGAAACUGUGGGGAAGUCACAAAUUACAGUGUGUGGGGAUGGCCAGGUAUAAGUGCUUCUACUCUACAGACCGCCAUUGGGAUUUAAUAAAGAAAAUGGAUGCUGUAGGAGUGCACAUUUCAUGAAGCCUUAAAAAUUGAAUAUUACUAUAAUGGUCUCCCCCAUACAGUGUAGUUAUAGGGAAGUGGUGGUCAGUGCUUUGCCUAUUCCUUUCAGAGAUGACCACCAAUACAAUAUAGUAACAGGACUUCUGAAGCACUAAUUUUUGGUUGAAUGAUUCUGUGCUCCUGGGAUCAAAAGAAAGUCCAUUACAGUGCAUAGCCCUAUCGUUACUUGUGAAAUAUUUAUUAUUAUGUACACACUCACGGUCUCCUAUGUGUGGCCGCAAUAAUUAUUCCUCAUGGUUCAGUUAGUUUGCACUUGGUCCUUUGCCUGGAAGGUAGUAGAUAUUGUGUCCACUAUUUUUGUGUCAGGCGAUCAGUGAGGCGUUUUUGGUCAGUUUGACCUAAAUAGAUCAUGAGCAUGGAAAAAAAAUAGACAACAUGUUAUUUCUUUCUUUAUUUGUUAUUUAUUUAUUUAUCAAUUUAUUUAUUUAGUUAUUUAUUUAUUAUGUGACUUGAUUGUAGGGUAGAUGCACCAUAACCUAAAAAUGCCAUGUUUGAGAAGAAAAUGAAUUCAACAAAAUGAAGUUUUAUAAUGCUUCAUGCCAAGAAUGAAAUUAUAAAGACAAGAAAUUUGCUGAAGAUGUGAUGGUCAAUGGGGAUGGAAUUUAAGGGCUAGAAAACUUCAACAAAAACUAAAUAUAAUUGUUUUUGUACUUACAGUACUAGCCAGUCUUACAAUUAUUACCAUUAUGUAAUUAGCAUGCUAUUUCGUAUUGAGCAUGUCUUUCUGGGAUACCAGUUUCCAGAAAGAUUCCUAGUUAGGAGAGAGAUCUCAGAUGUGGACUCUGACAGUGGGGAAGUAUUUUAUAACAAAUGUCAACUGAAAUAUUUUUCAAAGAGCAUUUAUACAUAAGAUGCUUGUUUACUGGCACAAAUAGCUAUUCACUUGAGUCAUAUUUUAUAUUGCUACAAAAAUAAGAAUUAUAGGCAAAGAACAAAUUCCUAAAGACAAUAAGAAGGUGGCAGUAUCAACCUCUUGCAUGCCUGUCUAUUAUAUGGAAGAUAUUUAUUCUAUAUAUUUAUUACUAUGUUUAAAAAAAUCAAUGCAAAUGUAUGGGGGUAGAAUUUAGAGUAGAUACCCUUGUCUAUAUACAUGUUUGUAUACUCUGUAGAAUUUUUAUACAGUCAAUUUUAGAUAUUGAAAAACCUGUUUUGCAGCUAUAUUUAUGAUUGUUUUGCUGUGUAUACUCUUGACUAGUCUUUCUCAUAUAUGUUAUUGCCAUAACUCUUAAUUCCCACACUGUAUGCUCUUUUAUUCACCAAAACCUGAGCAAAUUCAGAAUGGCGCCAGGUCACCUGACAUUAUUGACCUUAAAAUGACCUUUGACAUUUGUCACAGUAGUGGUUCAAGGCAAAUUUUCUUUAGAUAGAUAAGGAAAGGAGAGAGUUUAAGUACGUCUUUUUGCGCUCCUAGCCAAAAGUUAAGUUUUGUUUGUUUGUUACUUUAUACAUCCAUCUCUCUAUAUUUAUACAGGGUGACCCAGAAAUAUUCUGGAGGGAUUACGGUAUACCCAUUGUUAUAUUAGAAUCCGAAGUAUUGUUUUGCCCCAGUAUAACUGCAUUUAUUUUCAUAUAUGUGCCUGUGUAUUAAUUUGCACAUUUACUUUUUUUUUUU